AUGUCACUUGCCGCAAGUAUUGUUAGUUUGGCGGUGUUUGUUCUUUUGGCUCACUAUGUCGUACGCUUGAUGUUGGAUUCCGUUUCACAUACCAGAGAAAUUCCAGGGCCCCUUUGGUCACGAUUGACGAACCUAUGGUAUUUGCGUCAAAUGAUCAAAGGAGACUUUCACAAUACCAAUAUCAAACUUCACCGUCAGAAGGGAACGAUAGUUCGAAUUGCUCCGAACUACUAUAGCUUGAGUGAUCCAGCAUGCCUCAAGACUAUCUAUGGCCUCGGAACGAAAUACGUCAAAUCAUCGUGGUAUGAUGCGUGGAACACAGAAGAAGAUCUUACUUGGACCAACCUUUUCUCCGAAAGAGACCCAAAGAAGCAUGCCGCCAGCCGCCGUAAAGUCGCAAGCAUGUAUUCCAUGACAACGUUGACGAGCUACGAGCCUUUCGUCGAUGGUUGUAUUAGCCUCUUCCGAAGACACCUUGAUCAGGCAGGCAGCUCGGCCUCCGCAGUCAAUCUUGCACACUGGGUCCAGUGCUACGCCUUCGAUGUCAUAGGAUAUAUUACAUUCGGAGAGCGAUUUGGGUUCCUCGAUAACAUGCUAGACGUGAGCAAUAUUAUCAAAAACCUCGAUGCCGCUGGUUCUGCAGCUUCGUAUAUCGGUUUGUUUAUCAUGCUCCGGCCUUUGAUAAUGAAAAUACUCCGUUUAAUGGGACUGUUAGGCACGGAUGCUUUGGCAGACUUCGCCGAAAGAAAUGUUAAAAUGGGUGGGUCGAGAAAAGCGAUCUAUGGCGCCGAGAAAAUUGCUUUCUAUUCACCUAUGCUAAAUAAACUCCUGGAAGCCAAGAAAGCUGCCCCCGGAAGAUUCACAGAAUGGGACAUCAUGGCCAAUGUUAUCUCCAACGUGGGAGCUGGGAGUGACACUACAGCUAUCAGUCUCAGUGCUGUAUUCUAUUUCAUCUACAGUAAUCCCGAGACUCUCCAAAGGCUUCGCGAUGAGCUAGAAGUUGCUGGAAUUGAUGAUAUCCCGAGGUUUAGCGAUACGCAAAAACUUCCAUACUUCCAGGCGGUGUUGAAGGAAUGUCUUCGCUUGCACCCUGGCACGGGGUUUCCGAUGUUUCGUGAAGUUCCUGAAGGGGGUGCUGUGAUAUCCGGCCAGUUCUUUCCAUCAAAGUUUGAUUGGAAUUAA
This is a messenger RNA of Aspergillus luchuensis, 1182 nucleotides long. RefSeq names its product cytochrome P450. The record is from RefSeq and is a predicted model, not a curated record. Bases 1 to 1182 code for a protein of 393 amino acids. Gene Ontology annotation, molecular function: heme binding; iron ion binding; monooxygenase activity. NCBI's taxonomy places the organism in Eukaryota, Fungi, Ascomycota, Eurotiomycetes, Eurotiales, Aspergillaceae. The transcript has 4 exons.